This is a messenger RNA of Trichophyton rubrum CBS 118892, 330 nucleotides long. RefSeq lists its product as uncharacterized. The record is from RefSeq and is a predicted model, not a curated record. Lineage: Eukaryota; Fungi; Ascomycota; Eurotiomycetes; Onygenales; Arthrodermataceae. The transcript has a single exon. Bases 1 to 330 code for a protein of 109 amino acids.
AUGUGCAGCGGGCCUCAGAGGCUGUGCAACAUCGAAAUUAUGAUACACACAACCAGAGAGUAUCAACUAGUCUCAGUACAAAGGGGGAUUUCUAGAGAUAUUUCAGGAGUGAUAUUUGCGGGCAAUCCACACCACAGUCAGUAUGGAGACCACUAUUCCCACCUUCUUUCCCAUUCGCUGGCCAACCCAAUACCACCGAGACCAAUACAAGUCGUGCUCCAGCUGCAUCGCAUCUUUCCCCGAGUUGAGAUGCGGGUAUCUACUCUCUGGGACAGGCACCCCAAGGAAUUUGCACAAUGGGCCCCAACCCUGGUCUGCUCUGAACUCUAA